AGAAAAGGGGCGGGGCUUCUGGCUGUUUGGUGAUUUUCUGGGUUUUGGUGAUGAAGAUGCGCUGAGCGGCGGUGACGGCCGGCCGAGUGUCUGCCGGCAGGAAGCGGCCAGCAGAGCAGCCGCCCUCAGACUGGAUUAGAAACGGGAUUAUAAAGUUAUUCCAAAGCAAACAGAGGAAUUUGUGAUGUGAGGCUGUUCCCGGGCCGCUGGGUUAGCGCAUGCUUUGGAGGAGGGGAGUGAGUGUGUGUGUGUGUGUGUGUGUUGGAGGGGGAAUGGGUGAGAGAGAGAGAGAGCUCAGGAUCCGGGCCUAGGAAGUGCUGCCGCGGGGACUCGCCUCAUCCGCUCUCAAAAAUCCUGAAAUUGGGCCGUUUAUCCGCCAGAAUGAGGCGGCGGCGCGGCGCGGCGGCGCUCCGCUACACCGGAAUGGGUCGGAUCAUGUCAGAAUGAGCAGGCCUUCCAAAGGCCCUGACAGGAAGUCCAGCUGCCCUUUGACCCCGGCCCGCGACCCGUGCUGCGUCGGCCCGGCCAUGUCGGCCGCCGCCUCCUCCCUCAAACACGCGUCUGUCUACGGCUACAUCCAGUCAGACCACUCUUCCUCCUCCUCCUCCUCCUCCUCCUCAUACAGCCCCCUGCGGAGGCUGCAGCACCUCACCAAGAUGGUGAGCCGGCCCGACCUGGUGCUGCCGAGCCGGGGGCCCGUCCGGCGCUGGGACUGGGGGUCCAACCAGAGGGACAGGGUCAGGAUGGAGGACUGCUGGGCGGAGCACAGACAGUAUUCUGUCUCCCAGGAAGACGUUGACGUCUCGUCUUCUUCUGGUCGAAAGCAAACGGAUCUCCAAAGUGAAAGUAAAGACUUUCCUGCUGUUUGUUUCCACCAAUCUGCUGUUUCUGAGAAAACGGGAGGCGACUCUCCGUCCAGCCCGCCGAGCCCGGCCUUCUCUCUGGACAGCAGCAGCCCCUUCGCAAACAGCCUGCUGCACUUCGACUCGGCUUUGCUUGAGGCCGACGGCGUCGACGAGGAGCCGCAGAGCGCCGCGCCCGGCCCGGGUUUCCUGGACAAAUGCAACCAGCCGCAGACCGCGCCGCAGCUCGCCCCCGCAGACGCUCGUCUGGACCCAGUGGCGGCGGCGGCGCCCAAGGUGGUAACGCGCUCCCAGUCCUCGGGUCAGCGCCGGCGGUACUGGGACGGCUCAGAGGACGAGUGGGACAGCGACUCGGAGCUCUUCCUGUUUGAUGACUGGCCUGCAUGGCGGACGGUGCAGCCGAGCGGCUCGAGGAAAAAGCCUCCGCCGCCGGUCAAGUUCGCUGAGGGGGAAAUCGUUUGGGCCAAGUUCGGCCGCCGGCCCUGGUGGCCGUGUGAGGUGCUGGCCGACCCGGCGCUGGGCGUCCAUCACAGGAUGAAAGAGCCCUGCGACCGGCUCUGUCGGCUGUAUCACGUCCGGACCUUUGGGGAGCCGAAGGAGUUCGUUUGGGUGGAGGAAAAAUCAACUCAGGCGUUUCACGGAGGCUUUGAGUUCGACCAACUUCUCCUUUUGAGACGAAGAAGCAAGCAAAGAGAGCAGAACAACAGAAACACUAUCCCUAAGCGUUUCCAGCAUUCGUGGAGAUGCAGUGUGGCCGAGGCUGAAUCUGUUCUGUCUGGACGACCCGACGUUUCUCCGUCUCUGGCUCCAUCCACAGAUCAAACCUUUUCCUGCAGUUCCCCGGCAGAAAGACAGAGGAAGCCCCACCCAGCCGUUCCCUCGCCCUCUCUGCCGGGUCCCGCUGUUUCUGAAUCGUUUCACUUAACAAAUGGAUCCACCUCGUCUGCAGCUACAACACAGACAAAACCAAGCACUUUAAAGAAAACUUCUAGCAAGAAGAAGCCAAGCAAAUCCCUUCAGGACCUUGGGAAUGAAAACACAUUGUGUUGCAGUCUUGAUCAGUCUCACAAAGACAACAGAGAGUGCCCUUACUCUGAUCUCGACUCGGUCCCGAAGAUUUUGUGUCCUAAAGCACUUGAGCGUCAACCGAAGCUGCUUCCAUGCCAGCCGUCUGCGACUGCAGUCAAAGAGCUAAAGAAGCAGCCAGAGACCCAAACCGGACUGUGGUUCAGUAAAUCAGGCAGAGACCGGCGACCUAAAACUACCAGCCCAGUGUCAGACCACUCCCUCUUUAGUAAGGGCCCCUGUAAGAAAAAGCACUUAUCCACUGUUAGUAAGAAGGCACCGGUUCUCUCCGCCUCGUUGGCUGAAUCCAGUGACCCGGUCAUACUGGCAGACACUAAUAAGUCAACAGAUAAUGGUCCGAUACAUGAACAUUCAGUAUCUGAGAAAUGUAAGGCCAAUGAGGCCAACCCUGUUGAAGGAAGAGGCGGGUCUUUGGACAAACCAAAGGCCCAGCUGUCCACUGACGACAAACAGACUUCUGAGACCAAAAUAAACCCUUCGAGCAUUUCGUCUGACGACCCAGAUGUUGAAAAAGACUUUCAUCCCUCCAAGAAUGUCGGUUUUAAUGACAACUCAGAUUCUCCAAAGAGGGUAACAUCUGUAAGUUCAACUGAACUUUCUGUCGUAAUUGCUACUGAACAACUUGAUAAAACUGAAAAACCUUCUGACCAGGAGAAAGAAAGCAAGCAGACUUUGAGGCCCUGUUUCAAAGUCGAAAAAAGAGAUCCAGUCUCAAUAUUAGAAAAACAAAAACAUCUGGUCUCUAAAUGCAGACUCCCGUUUGUGAAACUGAUACGAAAGGAGAUAGAGCAAAACAAAUAUUUACACUCAUGUCUGACCCAUGUCACUACUAACACAAGUGAAUGCAAUAAGAAAGAGAAAACAUCAGAUAGUAAUGUGAAUAAAGCAGCAGCUAAUAAAUCAGACUUGACAGGCAGCAAAACGAGCGUCUCCACAGAUCAAAUUACACCUUCAAAAUUCAUCAAGGUCUCAGUCAAGAAGCUACGAGCUAGAAGUGAGUCUGGCCUGCUUCGGCUGUCAUCAGAGUCACCGCCUGAACACAACGCUCCCACACCUGGAAACGACGCUAAGACACCUGGAAACGACGCUCCCACACUUGGAAACAACGCUCCCACACUUGGAAAAAUUGCUCCCACACCUGGAAACGACGCUAAGACACCUGGAAACGACGCUCCCACACCUGGAAACGACGCUCCCACACUUGGAAAAAUUGCUCCCACACCUGGAAACGACGCUAAGACACCUGGAAACGACGCUCCCACACUUGGAAACAACGCUCCCACACUUGGAAAAAUUGCUCCCACACCUGGAAACAACGCUAAGACACCUGGAAAGAACGCUCCCACACCUGGAAACAACGCUAAGACACCUGGAAACAACGCUCCCACACUUGGAAACAAUGCUCCCACACCUGGAAAAAAUGCUCCCACACCUGGAAACAAUGCUAAGACAUCUGGAAACAACGCCAAGACACCUGGAAACAAUGCUCCCACACCUGGAAACAAUGCUCCCACACCUGGAAACAAUGCUCCCACACCCGGAAACAACGCUCCCACACCUGGAAAAAAUGCUCCCAUACCUGGAAACAACGCUCCCACACCUGGAAACAACUCUAAGAAACCUGGAAACAACGCUAAGACACCUGGAAACAAUGCUCCCACACCUGGAAACAACGCUCACACACCUGGAAACAAUGCUCACACACCUGGAAACAAGGCUAAGACACCUGGAAACAACGCUAAGACACCUGGAAACAACGCUCUCACUUCCACAAAACUUUCUGAUGCAUUGAGCAGCCCCGAAGUAGAACGUAUCCCAGCGUCAAACGUCAGUCUAGAAAGUAUCACCGCCUUAUCGUGCAAUGAAUCAAACAGGUUAGAAUGUAAAGACAUUUCUGUUUGCAGUCAAACAAAGACAUCGUCUGACCAGCCAGACUGCUCAGAGGAAAACACUUCAUCUACUAAAACUGCAGCUUCUCCAACAGGAAGUCCUCACCUCCCUGAAAGUCGGCCUGCUCCAAAAUCCAGAACAGCUGUUCACAAACUGAAGCAGGCUAAAGAAAUUCAAAAAGUCCUGAAAGACCAGCCGGCCCAUCUUCCAGCCAGCAGUCGGCUGAUGACCAGAGCGCUGAAGGCCUUGCAGGUCGUCGAUCAGAGGAAGCGUAGAAAAGCUCAGCAGGCGAUUGAGCAAACUAAGCUGAGCAAACCUCUGGACACAGUUCAGGAUUCUGCUGAGCCCAAAUUUGAUAUUUGCACUAAUUUAAAAUUUCUAAAAUCUACUCAUGUUGACAAUGGUGAUUGCUUUUCUAGAUGUAGCUCCCCUUCCGUACUGUUCUCUGACUCAGAUGAUUUUGAAACUGAUGUUAAAAGUGAAGAUGAAGACCUUUCAGUUUCUUCAACUCCGCCAAUGGACUUCAUACCCCUUACAUCUAUAGUUAAGGCAAAGCACGAAGAUCUGCCCCCAACAACACAACCUCCAUCACCUCCAUCACCAUUUUCCUUCAUGAAAGCCUUCAAGAAUGUUACGGAGGUUUCCUUUCAAUCCUUACCAAAUGGCAGCAAUGGAAAGCCGGUCUCUUUCAGGCCACACUCAAAAUACCAGUUUAGCACUUUUCUUAUGAUGCUGAAGGACUUGCAUGACACUAGAGAGCGAGAAGGCGCGCCCCUAGAGUUAGAGAUUGGGCCACCCAGUGCACAUGUGAAGGUGGAGCCGCUGAUGAUGCCACACAAGGCUCCACUGGAUGGACACGGCCACACACGUGUUCUUAGCAAAACCGACCCAGUCCCAGACAAAAGUGUGAUUGGACAGAACAGAUGUGGUAAAGGCCAGAAACUGAAGAGGCCCUGUAGCAGAAAGAGUGGCAGCCAUUGGUUGAAAGGGAAAACCAAUCACAGAGUGCCUGGACCUGGUUUUUCUGGAGUAACGUCAGCAACAGGAAUCACUUCCUGGCCAACAGCAGAUAUUACUUCAAAAAUAAUGGAUGUACAAAUUGGCAGGAGCUGGAUCCAGGCUGGCUGCAGUGGAGACGUUGGUGGGCAAGAGGAGCAGCAGAGAUGGGAAAGACUGAAGGGCAGCCAGCAGGUUGGUGUUCCUCCGGAAAGGAGGGAAUGUCCGACACUCAUCCUGGAGCAGCCAACCAGCCUCAGAGACGACAUGAUGAACAAGAGGCAGGACUUGAUUCUUGAAGCUGAGGAACAAGACAAGACUGCAGCCGAACAUAAACGAAUACGAAAACCCAGCAAGAGACUUCUUGAAUGGACUGAAGAAUACAGCCAGAUUUUCUCCCCAAGGAAGAAACCCAAAAAGUCUCUCCAGCUGUUUGGAAAGGCCAACGAAUCUGUUGCUGCCCUGCAUGAGCUUUCGGACUUGGAGAAGAACCUGGCCGACAGCUCAUCGUCCUCCUUACUUCCUGAAAUAGUGACGCCGCCGCCAGAGGAGUUGGCUCCAGCCACGCCUGCAGAAACCCAGAUUCCCAAAGCAGAACCGCCAUCGACCCAAGAGCUUCCGGUGCUUUCCAUCGACUCCUUAACUCCGCCCCCUGAAGUGGAGCCCUCCCUGUCAGACGGCCUAGUCAAAGGCAACAGUAAUGUUUCUGCUUUUCAUUUAUUUAUAAAGGACGUUUCGUUGAACUCUUUACGCAGCAUUCCUUUUAAAGAGGCAGUACGUAACUUUUUUAAAAUCUUGUUUUUGUUGAAAGUGUCACCAUUCAUCAGCAGAUCAACCUUUUCUCUGAGCUGCUAUCGCCAAGAAAUGAACCAAAAACAGAACCAGGAAGCAGGGCUUAGUGCUGUGAAUCUCACUGCUAAAUGUGCUAAUGCAGGAGGAACAGCUUACAGGAAAACUGUUUAUGUGCCAUUAGCAUGGCUAUGCAUCACGCUGAAUGUAAAAGAAACGAAGCUGCUGCUGCUUUUUGUUUGGGCUCCAAGGUCCGGACCCGGUUCUGCUCGGUGGAUUCAGUCAGAAGGUUUUUGGUUUCUGAUGGUUUCUGUUUGGUUGGCAGAAGUUUCUCCUGUGCUUGAAAAGAAGAGGAAGAGGAAACCCACGCAGAAGAUCCUGGAGUACUGCCUGGAGGCCGAGGUGUCCGCCGCCCCGAAGAAGAAGAAUAAAACACUGAAGAUGAAUUCAGAUGCUGGACGUCAGUCGGAUUUUUCUCCUCCAUCUUUAAAAGUGAAACCACUCUCUGAGCCGCCACCCCUCCCCCCCGUGACCUCUGACCCCCCGGCAACCCCUAGUCCACCUGAGCACGUGGAUCCGCCCCCAGCAGACGCGUUCCAGUCUGAUGACGGCAGCAUCCAGGAGGAGGCGCUGGAGUCAGAGGAUGACAGGUUUCUGCUGGAGAACCGGUUGCCCCCCAUGAAGGAUGACCUGCUGGGCGAUGACCUGCUGGGCGACGACCUGCUGGGCGACAACGCGCCGCUACCUGUCAGGAAGAUCAUCGGCGACCGGGGAGGCCCCGCCUCCAUGAAGGAGAACGUCUGUCAGGUGUGUGAGAAGACGGGGGAGCUGCUGCUGUGUGAGGGUCAGUGCUGCGGAGCGUUUCACCUGGCCUGCAUCUCUCUGGCCAAGGCGCCGAAAGGAAAGUUUGUCUGCCCCGAAUGCAAAUCAGGCGUCCACACCUGCUUUGUGUGUAAGAAGCGCAGCGAAGACGUUCGCCGCUGCAUGAUCCCCGUCUGCGGGAAGUUUUACCACGGAGAGUGCAUCGCUAACUACGCCGCGACCGCGCCGGUCAACCGAAGCUUCCGCUGCUCCAUCCACGUCUGCCUCACCUGCUUCAUCGCCAGCCCCGGCAGCUCGUCCGUCUCCAAAGGUCGUCUGGUGCGAUGCGUUCGCUGCCCUGUUGCUUAUCACGCCACCGACCUGUGCAUGGCCGCUGGCAGCGUUGUGCUUUCCAACAACAGCAUCAUCUGCCCCAACCACUUCGCGCCGCGUCGCGGCGUCAAGAAUCACGAACACGUCAACGUGAGCUGGUGCUUCGUCUGCACCGAAGGAGGAAGCCUGCUGUGCUGCGAAUCGUGUCCCGCCGCGUUUCACAGAGAGUGUCUGAACAUGGAGAUGCCCAAAGGCAGCUGGUUCUGCAACGACUGCAAGGCGGGGAAGAAGCCGCGCUACCAGGACAUCCUCUGGGUCAAGGUCGGCCGCUACAGGUGGUGGCCAGCGGAGGUCAGCCAUCCCAAAACCAUCCCAGAAAACAUCCAGCGCAUGCGGCACGACGUGGGCGAGUUCCCCGUUCACUUCUUUGGCUCCAACGAUUACCUGUGGACCUACCAGGCCCGCGUCUUCCCCUACAUGGACGUCGACGCAAACAGCAAAGAGAAGAUGGGCAAAGGUGUCGAUGCAACUUACAAGAAAGCGCUGGAGGAGGCGGCCGUGCGAUUCCGUGAGCUUCAGGCAGAAAAGGAGCUUCGGCAGCUUCAGGAGGACAGAAAGAACGACAGGAAGCCGCCGCCGUACAAACACAUCAAGGUGAAUCGUCCGAUUGGGAAGGUUCAGAUCCUGACUGCUGACCUGUCAGAAAUCCCGCGCUGCAACUGCAAGGCGACAGACGAGAGUCCGUGUGGGAACGACUCUGAAUGCAUCAACCGCAUGCUGCUGUACGAGUGCCACCCUCAGGUGUGUCCGGCCGCUGAGCGGUGCCUGAACCAGGCCUUCACCAAGCGCCAGUACAGCCAGGUGCAGAUCUUCCGGACGCUGUCUCGCGGCUGGGGCCUUCGCUGCGUCCACGACAUCAAGAAGGGUCAGUUUGUGACCGAAUACGUCGGGGAGGUGAUCGGCGAAGACGAGUGCAGGUCGAGGAUCAGACACGCCCAGGAGAACGACAUCUGCAACUUCUACAUGUUAACUCUAGACAAGGACAGAAUAAUCGAUGCCGGGCCGAAGGGCAACGAGGCUCGCUUCAUGAACCACAGCUGCCAGCCAAACUGUGAGACGCAGAAGUGGACGGUCAGCGGAGACACGCGGGUGGGACUGUUCGCUCUGGUGGACAUCGCUGCAGGCACAGAGCUCACCUUCAACUACAACCUGGAGUGUCUGGGUAACGGGAAGACGGUUUGUAAAUGCGGCUCAGCAAACUGCAGCGGCUUCCUGGGCGUGAGGCCAAAGAACAACCCUCCAUCCGACGACAAGGGCCGCAAGCUGAGGAGGCGGGGCCACGGCCGGAAGAAGAAGAAGGCGCUGCCGACCAAAGAGAGGGAGGACGAGUGCUUCAGCUGCGGAGACGGAGGACAGAUGGUGUCCUGCAAGAAGCCAGGAUGUCCCAAAGUCUACCAUGCAGACUGCCUGAACCUCACCAAGAGGCCCGCAGGUCGUUGGGAGUGUCCUUGGCAUCAGUGUGACGUCUGUGGGAAGGAGGCGGUGUCGUUCUGCGAGAUGUGUCCCAGCUCCUACUGCCCUCAGCACCGUGACGGUCUGCUCUUCAUCUCCAAGCUGGACGGGAAGCUCUGCUGCAGCGAACACGACCCCUGUGGGCCGGAGCCGCUGGAGCCGGGGGAGAUCCGGGAGUACCGGCCCGACCCGGGGCCCCUGACCUCUGGGGCCCUGACCUGUGGGCUGGGCAUGGCCGUCAUCCCCGCUGGCCGUCUCAGCCGGACCGGUGGCGGUGGGAACGUGAAGGAGGCUGGCGGUGGUGGCGGUCCAAAGGCAUUCUCUUCAUUCUCCAUCCCGGUGCCCAUCACCAUCCCGGUUGCCAGCGGCAACGCCUCGCCACCUCCCAGCAGCCCACACAGAUUCGACCUGCCGCACUACUCACCCAUCUCCUCGUACGAAGAGGAGCGCGACGUCCUGGAGGAGGAGCUGGCCGAGGAAGAGGAAGAGGAAGAGGAGGGAGUAAUGAGGAAUAAGUGGGACUCCCCGGAGGAAGAUGAUGAAGAUGAGGGACUGGAAUACCUGGAGCUCAAAGAUGAAGAUGAUGACGACGAUUAAUACGAAGACUUAUUUUGAUUCAUAACUGCACUGCAAAAACACAAAAUCAGGUUUUUUUGUCCAGAGUAAAUAUCUGAGUUCACUUGAAAAACAAAAAUCCAAUUUGAUCUGUACAGAAAGUUUCAGCAGCUUUUCUUUACAUCAUAGAAACACAAAGUCAUGAAACAGAAUCAACAAUCAAUCGGGACAUUAAGUCGAGUUCCAUCGUUAAAUUGAUUAUUGAUUACGUUUCAAGUAAAACUCUAACCAGCUGCUUUUAGUCUGGAUUUAAA
Molecule: messenger RNA, 9139 nt
Organism: Xiphophorus couchianus (Monterrey platyfish)
Lineage: Eukaryota; Metazoa; Chordata; Actinopteri; Cyprinodontiformes; Poeciliidae
Gene: nsd1b
Product: nuclear receptor binding SET domain protein 1b
Exons: 24
Coding region: 444-8867 (2807 amino acids)
Cellular component (GO): nucleus
Molecular function (GO): histone methyltransferase activity; protein binding
Source: RefSeq, a predicted model, not a curated record